CAAACUUCAUCACUAUCAAAGAAUCGAAUCUUUUCCCCUUUAACUUUCCAUUCCUCCACUCGGCGGCCCACCACUUCUCUUUUUCCGUUGGCCGCCCGACCCGAAAUCUCUCUCAAACUUAAUCCCUACGUCAAAAAAUCAAAUCCACUUAAACCCUUCACUUUUCAACGAUUAUGUAAAAUCAGUCCAAAUAUUAUUAUUUUUGCCUUCAGAUUUCACUAAUCCAAAUGGAUUUCGUGGAAUUGGAGGCAAUUGAAGGUCUACGUUGGUCAUGGAACUCAUGGCCAUUAACAAAAUCUCAAAAUUCAUCAUUAGUAAUUCCAUUAUCAAUUAUGUGUACACCAUUAAUGCAUUUUAAUGAACUUCCAAUAUUACCAUAUGAUCCACUUAUUUGUUCUCAAUGUAAUGCUGUUUUAAACCCUUAUGCUCGUGUUGAUUAUCAAUCAAGAAUUUGGGUUUGCCCGUUUUGUUUUCGGAAAAACCCGUUUCCUAAAUCGGGUCAUGGAAUUAAUGAGAAUAAUAUACCUGCUGAGCUUUUUCCUACUUAUAGUACUGUUGAAUAUCAUUUGGGGAAAAAGGGUUUAGCUCAAAACCCUAAUUUGAGUUCUAAUUUUGGGAAUUCGUCGUUUUCAGAUGAUUUGGGGAAAAAGGGUUUAGCUCAAGAUUCGAAUUCGAGGUCUAAUUUUGGAAAUUCGUCGUUUUCGGGCUCGAAUUCGGGCUUGGAUUUGGGGAAAAAGGGUUUAGCUCAAAACCCUAAUUUUGGAAAUAUAUCGUUUUCGGAUCAUUUGGGGAAAAAGGGUUUAGCUCAAAAUCCGAAUUCGAGCUCUAAUUUAGGAAAUGUGUCAUUUUCGGGCUCUUUGUCCGGUUUAUCGGGUCAUGGGCUUGGCCCGACGUACAGUACUGUUGAGGAUCAUUUGGGGAAAAAGGGUUUAGCUCAAAAUUCAAAUUCGAGCUCUAGUUUUGGAAAUGUGUCGUUGUUAUCGAAAAUGCCUUCGUUAUCGGGCUCUUCUUCGGGCUUCGAUCUUGGCCCAGCGUUUGUGUUUGUUGUGGAUGGUUGUACAUCGGAUGAGGAGCUUAGGGUAGUGAAAAAUGAGCUACUUCAUGUGAUUGCUCAAUUGCCUGAAAGUGCAUUGGUUGGGUUGGUGGUCUUUGAUUCAAUGGUUAGCGUUUAUGAUCUUGGUUUUGGAGAGUGUUGUAGAGUUGUGGUGUUCCAUGGUGAGCGUGAGCUUUCUUCUGAGCAGACCAAGCAACUCCUGGGUAUUCAUCGUAUGAAGUACCAACCAGGAAUGGUACAUAUGGCUCCAAAACAGGGAUUCCUGAUACCGCUAUCAGAAGGGGAGUUCAGCAUCACAUCAGCAAUUGAAGAUAUCCAUUCUUCACCGCAGCUUAUGCCAGGGCAUAGACCUUUACGGGCUACAGGAGUAGCAGUAUCGGUUGCUGUUGGACUACUAGAAGGAUGUUUGGUCUCUGCAGGUUCGCGUAUCAUGAUCUUCACCUCAGGGCCAGCAACAAUUGGCCCCGGGAUGAUCGUAAGCUCUGAUUUUGGCAAUGCCAUUAGGAAUCAGCGAGACAUUGGUAAUGGUUAUGCACCUUACUACAAGAAGUCCAUUGAAUUCUAUAAGAAGAUAUCAAGAAGAUUGUCCAAUUCGUCCAUCGCUCUUGAUCUCUUUGCUUGUUCAUUGGAUCAAGUUGGAGCAGCUGAGCUUAGAGUUCCAGUCGAAAGUUCAGGGGGGUUCAUGAUGUUAACAGAGUCGUUUGACUCGGACCAGUUCAAAAAGUGUUUACGUCACAUAUUUAGCCAUGACGAGGUUGGCAAUUUGAAAAUGUGCCUUGAUGCAACUAUCGAGAUAAUAACUACGAAGGACGUUAAAAUUUGUGGGGCCCUUGGUUCAUGUGUGUCUCUCCAGAAGAAGAACGGUUCAGUCAGUGACAAGGAAAUCGGCGAGGGAGGUACCUAUAUGUGGAAAUUAGGAGCACUUACUGAUAAAAUGUGUAUUGCCUUUUUUUUUGAAGUAGGGGAUGAACAGAAAGCCCAACCUAGCUCUGCAUUUUUCAUACAGUUCAUAACACGCUAUAGAUAUGGAAGCAUGGGCAUUCGUAAGAGAGUGAUUACUGCUGCAAGAAGGUGGGUCCCGAACCACUCUCCGGAAAUUGCUUCCGGUUUUGAUCAGGAAGCAGCAGCUUCAGUAAUGGCUAGGCUUGCAAUUCAUAAAGCAGAGAGCAAUUUUUCUCAAGAUAUUGUCCGGUGGCUAGAUAAAAGUUUGAUACGUUUUGCUUCAAAGUUUGGAGAUUAUGUUCCGGAAGACCCCUCAUCAUUCCGUCUCGCGACUAAUUUAUCUCUUUUCCCACAGUUCAUGUAUUAUUUAAGGAGGUCUCAGUUUAUCGACGUCUUCAACUGCACCCCAGACGAGACUGCUUUUUUCCGGCUUUUGUUGAACCGUGAGGGGGUAGUUGGCUCACUUAUUAUGAUCCAGCCAACCCUUUUCCAGUAUUCAUUUGACGGCCCCCCUAUCCCAGUUCUCUUAGACAUCUGCUCCGUCUCUCCGGACAUUAUCUUGCUCUUCGACUCCUACUUCUACGUGGUUAUUCAUUAUGGCUCUAAGAUUGCACAAUGGCGUAAACUUGGUUACCACAAAGAUCCCAGCCAAGACAGUUUCCGGAAACUACUAGAAGCUCCCGAGAUCGAUGCAGAACAAUUGGUAUCGGAAAGGAUCCCUGUGCCAAAGCUUAUAAAAUGUGAUCAGCACAGUAGUCAAGCUAGGUUUCUACUUGCUAAGUUGAAUCCAUCUGUUACACACAACUCAACUUACACACAAGGCUCAGAUAUUAUGUUUACUGAAGAACUGAGCUUACAAGUUUUUAUUGAGCAUUUGCAAGCUUUAGCAGUGCAGGGUUAAUUUUGAGUUUUGUAUAUAGUUGUUGUUCAAGUAGUUAUAUGGAGGAGGAAGUGUUGUACAUUAGAUCCAAGGUGAAAUGUCUCUUUGGUAAUUAGUAUUUUUUUUUUCUUGGGGGGUGAAAAAGAUAAGUAAUCAUUUCCUCAUUGCCUCUAUUUUAACUUUUUGUUUAUGGAACGUUUGGCUUACACGAAAUUAGUGUACAGGAAGUAUA
This is a messenger RNA of Lycium ferocissimum, 3108 nucleotides long. RefSeq names its product protein transport protein SEC23 G. Gene Ontology annotation, cellular component: COPII vesicle coat; endoplasmic reticulum exit site. The record is from RefSeq and is a predicted model, not a curated record. Gene Ontology annotation, biological process: intracellular protein transport; COPII-coated vesicle budding; COPII-coated vesicle cargo loading. The transcript is spliced from 2 exons. Lineage: Eukaryota; Viridiplantae; Streptophyta; Magnoliopsida; Solanales; Solanaceae. The coding region runs from base 228 to 2897 and encodes 889 amino acids. Gene Ontology annotation, molecular function: GTPase activator activity; zinc ion binding.